Ilex paraguariensis (yerba mate) is the source of this 1210-nucleotide messenger RNA. Lineage: Eukaryota; Viridiplantae; Streptophyta; Magnoliopsida; Aquifoliales; Aquifoliaceae. The record is from the annotation of a GenBank genome assembly.
AUGGGUAAGUGCAUGAGAAAUGAUAAAAUCACAGGAGGCGUUGCCGUCAUGGAGGUCUCUCAGGCGUCCCUGGGCGUCCGAACCAGAGCCAAAACCCUAGCCCUUCAAAGGCUCCAAUCAACAACCAAAUCCCCAACACCUAUCCCCCUAAACCCAGAAUCAUGUUAUCUUCGGCUUCGCUCUAGAAGGCUCGAAAAGUGUCCAUUGCUCACCGACACCAGAAGGCAACUUCAAGAACAACAAAAAUCAACCCCAAAAGGGAGUUGCAGAGGAAACCCCGAAAAAAAUCUACAUGCAAACUUUGAUUCUAGGGCGAGUUCGAGGUUGAGGAUGAGUUCUGGGAACGCGGGUUCUGUUGGAUCAGUCUCAAUUAUCUGUUGCCAGAAAGAUUUGGGCGGAACUACUGAUAGGGCUCGCAAAGAUUACGAACCAGAUAGCUACGAUUUGGGUGUUGAGGUUUCUUGUGGAGAGAACAAUUUGGAGUUUGAACCAAAAGAUAGAAGCACUAGGGAAAGCACACCUUGUAGCUUGAUAAGGGAUUCAAACACCAUUGCGACCCCCGGUUCUAAUACGAGACUGACUAGUUCAACUAUGGAUAAUCAAAGAAUUAGAAGUGCCAGGCAAAGACUGAUUCCUACAUCAAAUGAAAUAGAGGAAUUCUUCACCCGGGCAGAGCGGCAGCUACAAAAAAAGUUUAUAGAGAGGUACAACUUUGAUGUCUUGAAUGAUUUGCCUAUUACAGGACGUUAUGACUGGGUGAGAGUGAAUCCUUAAGCAGGAUAGAUGUCGUUGCAGGUUUCUGUUGUCAGCAACUUCUUUGUUGGUCUCUUGUUGCGAAUUUCAAUGCCUAGAGGCUAAGCCUCCUGAUGGGUUCUCUCAACCGGUUUCCUGAGGCGCUGCUCAUGGUGGUGAGGGUGCCGUGAAUUCAGAGGUGGUGGUCUUUUAGGAAAGCAGUGAUGGCUAUGAUUCUUUGGAGAUUGGUUUUGUCUUGAACAAGAUAGCAGAGUUAAUUUCUAUGGACAAUGGCCGGAGGGAGACCCUUGUUUUUAUCUUGUCUUGGUGAUUCUAAGGCAAACACCAGCCGUCCUAGAAACGGCAAGAAGGCCCUUUAUUUUGGACCACAUAUUCGGGGUGAAAAUAGUCAAUUUGACAAUUUCAUUUGAGACUUCAAGCCUCCGUCUUAGAAGAGAGAGAGAUUGACCAUCUGACU